AUGACGGCUCCUUUGGGAACUGGGCAUUACUGCUUUGCUACGGUGAAAAGGAAGGUGGUGGCCGCAAAAAAGACGAAAAUGUCUCUGGAGUCGAUCAACUCUAGGCUCCAACUUGUUAUGAAAAGUGGAAAGUAUGUGCUGGGGUACAAACAGACUCUGAAGAUGAUCAGACAGGGCAAAGCGAAAUUGGUUAUCCUCUCCAACAACUGUCCAGCUUUGAGGAAAUCUGAAAUAGAAUACUAUGCCAUGUUGGCUAAAACUGGUGUUCAUCACUACAGUGGCAAUAACAUUGAAUUGGGCACAGCAUGUGGAAAAUACUACAGAGUGUGCACACUGGCUAGCAUUGACCCAGGUGAUUCUGAUAUUAUUAGAAGCAUGCCAGAACAGACUGGUGAAAAGUAAACCAGGAAAGUUUUUCUUUAAUAAAACUUUACCAGAGCUCCUCUGGAAAAA
Peromyscus eremicus (cactus mouse) is the source of this 453-nucleotide messenger RNA. Its product is annotated as large ribosomal subunit protein eL30-like. Bases 1 to 402 code for a protein of 133 amino acids. The transcript has 2 exons. NCBI's taxonomy places the organism in Eukaryota, Metazoa, Chordata, Mammalia, Rodentia, Cricetidae. Gene Ontology annotation, molecular function: structural constituent of ribosome; RNA binding. Gene Ontology annotation, cellular component: cytosolic large ribosomal subunit. The record is from RefSeq and is a predicted model, not a curated record.